This is a messenger RNA of Lotus japonicus, 1086 nucleotides long. RefSeq lists its product as uncharacterized. Gene Ontology annotation, cellular component: mitochondrion. Bases 527 to 1003 code for a protein of 158 amino acids. The record is from RefSeq and is a predicted model, not a curated record. The transcript is spliced from 4 exons. Gene Ontology annotation, molecular function: zinc ion binding; protein-folding chaperone binding. NCBI's taxonomy places the organism in Eukaryota, Viridiplantae, Streptophyta, Magnoliopsida, Fabales, Fabaceae. Gene Ontology annotation, biological process: protein stabilization; protein import into mitochondrial matrix; protein folding.
UCCAUCCAUUAAAAAGGCUACCUAUAAUUUAAGUGUUGGUUGUUGUUGAUGACUACCCAGUUCUGCAAGAUCAAGACAGAGAGCUAUGACCUAUUUCCAUAGUCUUAAAGCACAAAUUAAUUAAGCAUCAAAUUCUCACCUUUGUUGGUUCAGGUCGCACAUGUCUAAUCCUCCUCAAGUAACGUCUCACGUUCAUGAAUAGGAAAAACAAAUACCACUAGCCACUGGGAGAGCUACCCCCACCAUGAUAUAAUGUUCUCGGCUCGAUCAGGUCGUCUUUCAUGGAAAACACCUAGCAACUUGGUUUUCUUAUAGUCAUUGCUCAAGAGAAAAGACUAAUGCAAGAAAUAAGAAGAACAAACCAAUCCAAUAGCAGAAAUCACUCUGAUACAGAACCAGAGAUGUAGAAUGAUACAAUGGCUAACAGUUAAUCUUAACCGUUGGAUCAUUCAUCAACGGUUAAAAUUAGCUUUGUUCACUUCACUAUAUAUACUAGGUCAAACUUCACUUGCAAAACAAACCAUCAAUGGCUGCAAGCAGGGUAUGCAGUGUCCCUACCCUGUUCGUUUCUUCUACUCAUACUCCCUCCGCAGACAGAAAGUUUCAAUCUUUUCGCUCCAUCCGCUUCAACCCUCCUUCCAUCAGAGUCUCCAGGUCAAGAUUUUCUUGUGCUGCAGUGGUGGUACCAAGGCUAGUUAGAGUGCAUGGGUUGGUGGGUGAUGAAUCUGUGGAUGCCCCUGAACCUGAAUCAGACAAUUCUGAAAGGGGUGCUACCAUUGACUUAAAUCUUCCAAGAAGAAGUUUGCUUGUACAAUUUACAUGUAACUCGUGUGGUGAAAGAACAGAGCGGCUUGUAAACCGAUUAGCUUUUGAAAGGGGUGCCAUUUUUGUGCAGUGUGCAGGAUGUCUACAGCAUCACAAAUUAGUUGACAAUCUUGGACUUAUAACGGAGUACGACUUUCGGGAGAAGACGAACGUGGACUCAGAAAUUGAUCAAGUUUGAUGUGAUCACUCAUAACUGUAGACAUUUUGUUGAAUUUCCUGAUUAUUUCGAUAAUUAAAAAAAUUCAUAUCCUUUAAUAUUUC